Messenger RNA from Gopherus flavomarginatus (Mexican gopher tortoise), 4884 nucleotides. It is a transcript of the gene FIZ1, whose product is annotated as FLT3 interacting zinc finger 1. The record is from RefSeq and is a predicted model, not a curated record. Bases 227 to 1636 code for a protein of 469 amino acids. The transcript has 4 exons. Lineage: Eukaryota; Metazoa; Chordata; Testudines; Testudinidae.
GAAGUGGAGCUGCGGGGGGAGCGAGGGUCCCAUUGGGUCUGUCUGUGUCCAAUCAGGGCGCUGGGGGCGGGCAGUGGGGGGAGCGGACGACGAGGGGCGCAGCCUGGGCCCCCUCUUGCCGUGGGACCGGCACCCUCGACCCUCCGCCCGGGGCGGAAGUGACGAGCCCCGGCUGCCAAAAUGUCGGCGCCCAGAGGGAGCUAGGCAUCCGUGGGACCCGGCGGUGAUGGAGCUCUAUGGCACUGAUCUGCCCGGGGGACUGGGCACCGGCUGGGCAGAGGAGCCCGGGCAACCCCCCGGCCGGGCGCCUGGCACCAUCGAGCGCAUGAUCCCAUGCUCAGACCCGGAGGACGGCCCCGACGGGCUGGCGCCGACCCCGCUGACGGACAACGGGGCGGGCGCCCGGGUGCCCUUCCACUGCUCCGAGUGCGACAAGAGCUUCCGGUACCGCUCAGACCUGCGGCGCCACUUCGCCCGGCACACGGAACUCAAACCCUUCCAGUGCCCGCACUGCAGCAAGAGCUUCAAGCACUCCUUUAACCUGGUCAACCACAUCCGCAGCCACACCGGCGAGCGCCCCUAUCGCUGCACCGUCUGCCCCAAGGGCUUCCGCGACUCCACUGGCCUGCUCCACCACCAGGUGGUGCACACGGGCGAGAAACCCUACUGCUGCCACGUCUGCGAGCUCCGCUUUUCCUCCCGCAGCAGCCUGGGCCGGCACCUGAAGCGCCAGCACCGCCCUCCCCCCGGAGGGGGCGCUCCCGAGCCGCCCAGCGCCACCCGCUGCUUGGAGCGCCUGUGUGGCCAGGGGCGGGCGGCCCCUUAUGGCUGCGGGGCCUGCGGGCGCCACUUCCGGCAGGCGCCCGAGCUGGGGAAGCACUGGCUGGCUCACACCGACAUCAAGCCCUUCAAGUGCCCCGACUGUGAGCGGGACUUUAACGCCCCCUCCCUGCUGGAGCGCCACAAACUCACCCACGCCAAGGACCGGCCGCUGCUCCUGCCCUGCCAAGGCUGCGCGGGCAAGGGGGCCCCGGGGCAGCAGGGGCCGGGCUGUCCGGCCUGCAAGCCCCAGGACACCCGCCCCCUGGACAGUCUGUACCAGUGCGAGUGUGGCACCUUCUUUGCCAACGCCGGCGCCCUGGCCGCUCACCUGGCGGCCCACACGGGCGAGGCCUCCUUCGCCUGUGGCAUCUGCAGCAUGAGCUUUGGGGCCCUGCCACCCCUGGAGGCCCACCAGCUGAGCCACGCCAUGCUGCUGCCCCCGGAGGGCGCCCCUCAGCCAGUGGCGGCGGGCCCUGUGCCGCCUGCCAGCGGGGAGCUGGAGCGCCACCUGCUGCCGCGGCUGGAGCUACGGGCUUUCCCUGCCCGGCCUGGCAAGAAGCUCUACAAGUGCACGGAGUGUGAGAAGUUCUUCCGCAGCCCGCGGGACCUGGACCGGCACGUGCUGGUACACACGGGCGAGAAGCCCUACCAGUGCACCGAGUGCGGCAAAUUCUUCCGGCACGAGUGCUACCUGAAACGACACCGGCUGCUCCACAGCGGGGAGCGCCCCUUCCAGUGCAGCAUCUGCCACAAGGGUUUCAUCACUUUCAGCAACCUCUCCCGCCACCUCAAACUGCACCGUGGCAUCGACUAGCCGGGCGGGGCCCCUGGCAGCCCCGGCCGGCCUGCACGUCCUGCCUCCCACCUCCGGCUCUCCCUGCUGGCGUAGCCACAGGCCGGCGUGUUCUGCUCGGGUGUCCACUCAGUGCUGGGCUGCGCACACCGGUUGGUUAUUGUAGGGUCUCUGGCACAUGUCAGUUUGUUUUUGUAGGGUCACUCAAGCACUGGGCUGCACAGAUUGGUUUGUUAUUGUAGGGUCUCAUUGCACGUGCCGGUUUGUUUUUGUAGGGUCACUCAUGAGCGCUGGGCUGCAUAGAUCCGUUUGUUAUUGUAGAGUCUCUCUGCACCUGCCGGUUUGGUACUGUAGGGUCUCAUUGCGCAUGCUGAUUUGUUUUUGUAGGGUCUAAAUUCAAAUGGCAAUCUAUUGCUGUAGAGUUACUCAUGAGCGUAAGCCAGUUUGUUAUUGCAGGAUCACUCGUUGGUGCUGGGUUGUACACAAUGGUUUGUUGUUCUAGGGUCUCAUUGUACACGUUGGUUUGUUAUUGUAGGGUCUCACUACAUAUGCUGGCUCAUUAUUGUUCGGUCCCUCUCAAGCUUGGGACUGCACAGAGAAUUGUUGUUAGAGGGAGUUGGGACUGUGUGGGCCAGUCUGUUCUUGUGGGGUUUUUGAAAGUGCUCAGGCAGCUGUGCGCCCUAGGCUAGUUAUCAGCCCUGCCCUUGCUUCCGCAGGACGGAAGACUCGGCAGUCACUUAGAAGGAAUAUAUCUAGGGAUUCUGCAUUGAGACUACUGACUCCCCCUGCCUGCACCGCCCGGCAUCCCCACUAGGGGUCUCUGGGCCCAGAGGGUCCCUGGCACUGCUCCAGCCUGUGCUGCCCGGCAUCCCCACUAGGGGUCUCUGGGCCCAGAGGGACCUUGGCACUGCCCCAGCGUGCGCUGCCCGGCAUCCCCACUAGGGGUCUCUGGGCCCAGAGGGACCCUGGUGCUUCCCCAGCGUGCGCUGCCCAGCAUCCUCACUAGGGGUCUCUGUAUAUCCAGGGCCGUAGUGUCUCCUGGACUCUGUCCCUUCCUGCACUGCUCUGCUCAGUGGUUUUGCCCUGUGUGCCCCCAUCUUUCCCCUGCGAACCCCCUGUCAUGGACCCUCUCUCCUCAGUUCAUAGCAGCUUGGGGUCUGUCCCCAUUGACUCAAUGGAGCUGCUGCCAUUGACCCCAACUGGGAGUCUGUCCCCAUUGACUCAAUGGAGCUACUGCUCAUUGAUCCCAGGUGGGGGUCUGGCCCCAUUGACUCAAUGGAGCUACGGCCAUUGACCCCAGCUGGGGGUCUGGCCCCAUGGACUCAAUGGAGCUAUGCCCAUUGACCCCAGCUGGGGGUCUGUCCCCAUUGACUCAAUGGAGCUACUGCUCAUUGACCCCAGGUGGGGGUCUGGCCCCAUUGACUCAAUGGAGCUACUGCUCAUUGACCCCAGGUGGGGGUCUGGCCCCAUUGACUCAAUGGAGCUACGGCCAUUGACCCCAGCUGGGGGUCUGUCCCCAUGGACUCAAUGAAGCUAUGCCCAUUGACCCCAGCUGGGGGUCUGCCCCCAUUGACUCAGUGGAGCUACGACUAUUGACACCAGCUGGGGGUCUGGCCCCAUGGACUCAAUGGAGCUAUGGCCAAUUGACCCCAGCUGGGAGUCUGGCCCCAUGGACUCAAUGGAGCUACGGCCCAUUGACACCAGCUGGGGGUCUGGCCCCAUGGACUCAAUGGAGCUAUGGCCCAUUGACCCCAGCUGGGGUCUGGCCCCAUGGACUCAAUGGAGCUACGGCCUAUUGACACCAGCUGGGGGUCUGGCCCCAUGGAUUCAAUGGAGCUAUGGCCCAUUGACCCCAGCUGGGGUCUGGCCCCAUGGACUCAGUGGAGCUAUGGCCCAUUGAUGCAAGCUGGGGGUCUGGCCCCAUUGACUCAGUGGAGCUAUGGACAUUGACCCCAGCUCGGGGUCUGGCCCCAUGGGCUCAAUGGAGCUACAUCCGAUUUAUUCCGGUUUAUGCAUCUAUCAUCUAGGAAGAGCAGAAUAUUGGAGCCACGAGGGUAAUUUUAAGGCCGUGGCUGAAGGCUGCCCCAGAGACUAAGCAAGGCCUUUAACAUACAGACUCGGACUCAGUCGGACCAGAAGGAAUCUCCAGAUUCUUCCCUGCACCGCGGUCCGUGCAACCCCGACCCAGGCAGCCUGAGCUGCCACACUGCCAUCCAGCCCGUGGGGAGGCAUCGCUUUGGAUCCCACCGCUGGCACCAAAUCCUUAGUGAUGGCCAAGACCCGUUCACACGCACGCACAUCCUAGUCCGGGCUGGCAAAUGGAGAACCAGCAAGCCUGGGAGCUUGGCUCUAGCCCUGCCUGUCUCCUCUAAGCCUAGAGCGCGGAGGCUGGAAACGGAAACAACUGCAGGAUGUGGGGGUGUCACACAGACGCCCCUUCCCCAACCUUCCACAUGCCCUCUCACCCGGCUAGGUCCUUGAAAAGAUGCUUCUCUCCCAUUGCACGCUGGUGUGUUAUUGUAGGGUCUCUCGGUUGUGUGCUCCACACCCUUUGGUUAUUGUAGGGUCUCUAAGAAAUGCCCAAGGUCACGCUUGUUGUUAUAGAUUCUCUCAGGAGUGCUGGGGCUGCACACACCCUGUCAUUAUUGUAGGGUCUCUCAUAUUGCCGAGGGUCACACUUGUUAUUGUAGGGUCAUUUGCAGACGUUGCCAGUUCAGUACCACAGGGAAACUCCUGUGCUGCAGAUGCUGGUUUAUUAUUGUAGGGUCUGUCAUAAACACAUGGUUGCCCGCACUGGUUUGCAGUUGUGAGAUCUCUGCUGGACACUAGGCUGCAGCCACUAGGGCUUCUUGUAGGGUCUCCUCAACGCUGGGUCGCACACAUCAGCUUGUUAUUGUGAGGUCUCCCAGGAGUGCAGAUCUGUGAACAUUUUGCUCAGCUGCUGAAGGGUCACGGCGCUGGUUUUGAGGGGAGGGGAGACAGAUGCUGGAGCCGGAGCUGGGAAGAGUGAAUCUCAGAUUUUGGAUUGACUGGUCCUCCCCUAUCCCUGGCUGAACGAGGAAUCCCCUGCAUGUGAUAUCCCACCGUGGCGCCAACUCUAGUUCCCAAGAGCCAGAUCCCCGUUUUAAAAGAAUCUUUUUUUGGUUUAAAAUAGUUUAGCGUCAUUUUUUUCUCUCCUUUUGUCUGUAAAAAAUCCCCCAAACUCCCCUGCUGAGAAGCUCGACACUAAAAAACCAGGAAAUAAAAAAACUCUCUCCCUCCUGACCAAA